ACCAAUUGAAGGACCCAAGGUACAUUAAGGUUUGAUAGUGGUGUGACUUGACGUGACCGACCAGUUGUAGAUGCAGUGCUCAGGACAAAAGGAUAAUAAUAAUAACCAGAGGCUCAUCCCCAAAACAUCGUCAUUGACUUUCUUGUUUUCUAGUUCCCAUCGUUAAAAUCCCGCAUUCUCGCCUCAAGAGAACUACCUAGAUUUAACAAGAGAAGAUUGAUCCCGGGACUCGACACUCAUUAAUACUCGUCCACGCGCCCAGUACGAAGGUAGUUCUGCUACAAGUACGAGGACUCGAGAGACCAAACAGAACAUACAAAUCAAAGUCAUCCAAUAAAUACAAACCAGUACAGUAAUCCGACAUAACUUCCUUCUUGCUUUCACUCUGUAUAUCUCUCUCGGAAGAAUCAGAAUCAACGAAGCAGAAAAGAGAAAAGAGAAAAGAGAAAAGAGAACACAGAACACAGAACACAGAACACCAACAAAAUGGCAUCCGCAACAUCCGCAGAAUCCGCACCACCACCAUCCGCCACAACAGCAACAGCAACAGCAACGCCGUCAUCGACAUCGACACCCAUACCAUCAACCAUGCGCGCCUGGCAAUACACCCACACCCACGGCGGAAUCGAAAAGAACCUAACACUAAACCCGUCUGCAUCGUUACCUCCCCACGACGCCAAGUCCCUGGGCCACAAUAAAGUCCUGGUCCAGGUUCUAGCGGCCGCACUCAACCCGGUCGACUAUAAACUGGCCGAGGCGCCGGUGUUGUCACGGCUGGCGAUUAAGAAACCUGCCUCGCCGGGGUUGGAUUUUGCGGGACGGGUGGUGGCGGUAGGUACAGGCGAGGGUUCUGCUCACCAUCAUCAUCAGAAACACCAAGAUCAACACACCGCGUUGACACCGUCAACUCUGGUCUUUGGCCGCAUCAAUCCCCCAACCCCAUAUGGUACAUUGGCAGAAUAUACUAUAGCCCAUACGGAUGCGGUGGCCGUUCUUCCUGAGGGAGUGGAUCCUCGAGAUGCAGCGGGCGUGGGUACCGCGGGCCUGACGGCGUAUCAGUCUAUCGUUCCUUAUGUGCGCAAAGAGACGAAAGACCAGCAGCAACAGCGUACUCCUCGGGUGUUUAUCAACGGUGGCAGUGGCGGCACAGGCACUUGGGGCAUUCAGAUUGCCAAAACGCUGGGCUGUUACGUGGUCACGAGCUGUUCGGGCCGUAACGUCGAGUUGUGUAAGUCGUUGGGGGCGGACGAGGUGGUUGAUUACACUACCGAAAAUGUGGUGGAGGCGUUGAAGAAGAAAGCGACUGUAAAGCCCGCUGCUACUACUACUGGAGAGUCAGGGUCAGAAGAUGGCAGAUUCGAUCUUGUCGUUGACAAUGUCGGUUCCCCGGCCGCCUUGUACUGGCGAAGUCAUGAGUUUACUACCCCAAAAGCCAAGUUCGUGCAUGUCGGCGCGGAUAUGUCGUUGCACUCGGGCCUCGAGAUCACGAAAAGGUUGCUGUGGCCGGGGUUCCUGGGCGGUGGAAAGCGGGCUUAUCACUUUAUUGCCACUCGCAACGACGUCGCGCAGCUAGACGAGAUUGGGAAGUGGUUGAAGGAAGGGAAAAUCCGUGCGGUCAAUGAUGAGGUCUUUCCCAUGGAAGACGUGCCGAAGGCAUUUGAAAGGCUCAAGACUAAGCAUGCGAAGGGUAAGAUUGUUGUUUCUGUCAGGAAUGAAUGAUGGACUGUCAUGAGAGCCUACGUGGUGGCCUGGGAAGGGAGCAUGUUGCAUGUCUCCUGUGAACCCGUGUUGCCAGUGAUGCAGGACACCAGGGCAGAACAGGGCUAGAAUGACGGUGGUGCAAAGGCUUAACUCAGCUGGACAGGGCACGGCAAGGCAGUGCCGUUUCACGGAUUUCGGGGGUAUGGAUGCUUUGAGAUGGAAGGGAGAAUGCGGCAACGUCCUACCGGGAUCAGGGCGUGGGAUGGAGGGAGCCUUUGCAUGCCGUGGCCGUCUGCCUACCUCCCUGCGGUACCUAGGUAGGCAGCAGUGGGUUCUGGAUGUAGUUGGGAUCGUCAAUAGUGUAUGCACAGGUUGAGAAGCCGUUCCUGGAAAGCUGGGAGUAUAUUAUGUCAGCCCCAGCGUUCAAAGAAGGGUGUUCACCCGUCGUGGAUGCCUGUAUACCUAGGUGGCAUGACAACUACCAUCAGGCGUUUUGAGUGAGUAACUGGAUUCGGCGUCUUUCAGCACAAGUGGUACAACAGAUUGGAUCAAGGCUUUGGGGAGACAUUGUGCCGGAGAUGGAAGACAGCAGAUCCGCAGGUAGGCAAACGAGUCUGUUUGUCCAGUCGUAGUCGUAUAGCCGGGCGCUGCGUGACGCAGGAAACGAGCUGCCAGUCAUAAUAGUAGUACCUGCAAACCAUCAUUGAGGCUCGGCCGUAGCAGCCGAGUCUGUAGGGCUAGGUACGUACGCACGACUCGGAUGAGUUGCCAUUGCGAUUGCCAAUGCCAUUCCCAGGGUCAUGGUCUGGCGGUCGGGAGGUGGAACCCGAUCGUUGAGUACCACCAAGUAGGCUUCCAGAGCUGCAAGUCGCAUUAGGCCAAUCGGGCGUAAAGGACGGCAGAGAGAGGGCGGUCGAGGUGACAUCGCCUAGGAGCACAAGAUGCAUAAGCAAAAGUAGAGUACGAGGAAAAUCAAGAGAAAAGAGAGGACACACGAACGUAGACUCGGAAUUCAACACGAGGGUGGUUGAGGAUGAGGAAUUGGGACGCAGUCUCCCUCAUCAGAUGAUGUGCUACGUCGUUGGCUUGGUGUUGGUGUUUACUGUUUGCGGAAGAGAGACGGUUGAGAUACGGACAGGCACAGGUGAUGAAUAAUCCCAAUAUUGAGAUAGGCUGGGGGGCUGUAAGAUAGAAUACUCUGAAGUACAGGCAGAGUGGAAGAUGACAAGCGUCGCCACCAUGGUGCAUCCCACAGAAACAGCCCGUGACGGCGCAGUUCCAGUAACAAAAUGCAAACAUGACUGUAGGGUCCUGGUAACAAGGCUAAUUCAUACCG
Molecule: messenger RNA, 3037 nt
Organism: Exophiala dermatitidis NIH/UT8656
Lineage: Eukaryota; Fungi; Ascomycota; Eurotiomycetes; Chaetothyriales; Herpotrichiellaceae
Product: NADH oxidase
Exons: 1
Coding region: 487-1719 (410 amino acids)
Cellular component (GO): mitochondrion
Molecular function (GO): oxidoreductase activity
Source: RefSeq, a predicted model, not a curated record